Macrosiphum euphorbiae (potato aphid) is the source of this 351-nucleotide messenger RNA. The record is from the annotation of a GenBank genome assembly. NCBI's taxonomy places the organism in Eukaryota, Metazoa, Arthropoda, Insecta, Hemiptera, Aphididae.
AUGUCUAUUCUAAGAAUUGAUACUAAUGUUUCACAUGUGGAUAUUGAUGACGCCUUUUUAGUGGAAAGUACAGAAGCUCUUGCUAAAACUUUAAAAAAACCAAAAUCUGAUAUUUUAGUAUUUGUUAAUGGAGACCAACCUAUGCUUAUUGCUGGUUCUGAUGAACCAGCAAUAAUUGUAUCAUUACUCAGCGUAGGUGGUAUAAAUGAAAUUGAUAACAAACUCCACUCGGCUGCAUUGUUGUCAUUGAUUACAAAAUACCUAAAAAUAAAUGAAAAUAGAAUUACAAUUGCAUUCAGUCCAAUUGAACCACAUGCCAUGGGACGCAAUGGAAAAAUGAUAACUCAAUGA